AUGCGCCGAUGUGCUGUCUGGCACGACGCCAGGGGGCGAGUAUCACGAGGGAAUGUUCAUGACGUGGAAUGGCGACACGUUGACACUUUGCAGUACACAUCAUUUCUCGCCGUGCUCCUAGCGGUCGUAUUCGUCAUGAUCACAGUCGUUAUAGCGGCAAUCAACAUCAACAAUGGCACGCUACCUGUGCCCAGCUUUUCACCAGACUUCAGCUCAGCCAACGCAAUCAUGGCCAUGUUUAGCGUCAUCCCGAUCAUGGCUACAGCCUAUGUUUGUCACUUCAAUGUUCAUCCUAUCUAUGUGGAGCUGCAAGAACGCAACGAGAAGACAAUGCUCAAAAUUACGCGUUACUCCAUGACCCUCUGUACCAUAGUGUACCUCCUCACAUCCAUCUCGGGGUACCUCCUCUUUGGUGCCAGCACCGCCAAUGACGUGCUUGUCAAUUUCGACAGAAACCUUGGGAUCGAGAACAGCGACGCUGUGAACGACAUUGUGCGGAUCACCUACAUUUUUCACCUGAUCUUUGUCUUCCCUGUCAUCUUCUACUCGCUGAGGAACAUUGUGGAUGACCUCUUCUUCCCCAAUGCUAUCACGCCUCUGGUGGACGAUACCAAGAGAUUUUGGCUGUCUACAGCGGCAGAGCUGGUGCUGAUUUACAUUGGUGCCACCGUCAUACCCAACAUGACACUGGCGUUCAACAUCACAGGCGCGACGACCACCAUGAUUGUUGGCAUGCUCAUCCCAGCUAUGCUCGCUCUCAGCGAAUCAGCUGCUUGGGAGGUGGAGACGGGGAUCGUUCCCGGAGUAAAUUCAGGAAACGGUACAGUGGGUGGCUUUUGUCCGUUAACGAGUCUCAACGUAACGAAGAUCUUCAGCGUGAUGGAAAUGGACGCUCCUAAAAAAGGCUCCGAGCGGCCGACUAAGACGGUCCUGGUCCCCGUGCCUGGCGCCGGGUUUUACGGAGUCUACAUGGUGAACUGCGCGCCGACGCGUCUCCUCUCCGCGCACGUGUCGCUCUCCUUAUACAACACCAAUCCCGGCGCCCCCGCCAACGCGCCGCCGGUCAAGUACUACCUCUCCGCAGGCACCAUCGCGCUCGCGUUCGUGCACGCGAUCUGCGGGCUGACGUGUCUCGCCGUGCUGUGCGCGUGGCUGGCACACGUCCUCAAAAUCUGGUUCCACACCGUCGUGCCGCUCACCUUCCACCUCUUCCUCACAGCGCUUCUCCCGGCGCUCGGCGCGCUCUUCUUCGCCCUGGCGGCGCGCCUCUUCGUGCAGCAGUCCGCGGGAAGCAGCCCUGGGAUCGACUUUGCAGCAGAUGUUCUCUUCGUCGUGUGCAUGGCGCUGCUCCUAGCGGCGUUUUUCACCGGGAUUGGCAGCAUAGACCCCUACAUGUCCGAUCUGGAGCGCGUCGUGCUCUUCUUCGCGGUGCCUGCGGCGGUAGUUUCGCUGCUCGGACUCUCCCUCGUGUCCCCGGACAGCCUCAGCUUCGUUGUAAGCACCUCCGUUACAAGCAGCGCCAGCAGCAGCGCGGCAGUGACCGGAGGCAGCAUGUUGACGUCAUCACUGCUUCCGGACACCCUCCCAUCGUUCACCGUCGUUAUCUCCGUCAUUCGCCCGCUCCUCUUCUUCCUCCUCGCAGCAGCAGUCGCAGUAAUCACUCUCCUCCUCUUCCUCGCCCUCCUCCUCUCCUGCCUCCAAUGCCUCGCCUCCCGCCGUCCCGGCGCCAACAGCAGCGGCGGGAACAGCGGCAUGAAACGCGUGGGUGGUGGUGGCAGCAGCUAUGCUCUAGACGACAGGGACACAGACGGUCCCUUGGAGAAAUUCUACGUGCAGGCGUGCGCGCUGCUGCUGCUCGCAGGAGCCGUGUCCGUGCUGCUGCGCUGGUGCCUGCCGUACGACCUGGUUACCUGGUUACCACAGGCUCUGUGGCAGGCGGCGCUGGUGCUGCUGCUGGUGUGGGUGCUGCACAGGUUCCGGCCGAGGGCAGAGCGAUCGGUGUACCAGCUGUUUGACGAGAACGAUGUUAUGGACGAGGAACUCAGUGAGCUGUAG
Molecule: messenger RNA, 2055 nt
Organism: Closterium sp. Naga37s-1
Lineage: Eukaryota; Viridiplantae; Streptophyta; Zygnematophyceae; Desmidiales; Closteriaceae
Source: the annotation of a GenBank genome assembly